AAGCAAAAAACAGUUACCGAUUAGCAGUACUAUAUAUAUAUAUGGUACUUCCAAAUCUUUUCUCUCCUCGAGUGUCUUUUUAUCAUCUUUAAAUCUCAUUUCAUCUAUCAAAUAUCUGCAACCACUUCAUAAUUCCUGCAGUAUAAUUAGGUUACAGAGAAAACGAUGGAAAGAUAUCCUGUAAGAGAUAUUAACAGCAACAAAAGAAGCCACGAAACAGGUCAUGUUUCUCAGGAUAAAAGCCUGGAACUCAAACUCGCGCCUCCCGGAGAAAACAAGCCUCUUAUUUCUCUGCAUUACAUAUCUCAUAAGUCUCAUAGCAAUGACAAGAACAAAAAUUUGAUGAGUUCUGGAACUAAAAGAGAUUUCCUUGACACGAUAAUCGGGGAGAAAGGCCGGGAGAGGAACUGGUUGACAGGCAGUGGUGAUCAAGGAUAUCAGUCAGGUGUUAAUCUUGGUGCUCCCAACAGCUCUAAGAGGAUGGAUGUACGUCCGAUUGUGGGGUGGCCUCCAGUUCGCUCAUCAAGAAGAAAUCUUCUGAGCAGCAGCAAUUCCAGCAAGUUAGAGACGGAUUCCUCCAAGAACGGUGGGAAGAAAGGCGAAAAACCCGAAAUCACUGAGGAUAGUUUGUUUGUGAAGAUAAAAAUGGAUGGAGUCCCUAUCGGAAGAAAAGUUGAUCUGAAAUCCUAUUCUGACUACGACAAUCUUUCCUCCGCUGUGGAUGAACUCUUCCGAGGACUUUUAGCAGCUCAAGGGGAGAUAUCGAGUUCUGAGAAGGAGAAGAUGGAGAAGACGAAGACGAUAACGGGAUUAUUAGAUGGAAGAGGUGAUUAUACUCUUGUCUACGAGGAUAGUGAAGGAGACAGGAUGCUUGUUGGUGAUGUUCCUUGGCAAAUGUUUAUAUCUUCGGCGAAAAGGCUUCGGGUUUUGAAAGAGAUCUCCUCUUCCUACCUCAGAAAAAUCUAGGAACAAGGCGAUGCGGCGUUUGUUGAGUCGAAAUGAAGAGGGACAUGUAUGGAUAUAAAUAAGCUGAAAGAUCUUCACAGCCUACUGCUUGGCCAAGUACUCUAGUUCAAUAAGCAAAACAAUUAUAGUAACUGAUUGUUUUCCAUUUUUUCCUUCAAUGAAGAGGCAAACUGAGGGAAGUAAAAUAGCUAAAGCCUAAAUGUGAUGUUUGCAAUACACUGCCAAAGUACGGCAUCUUGUUUCUGAAAGAUUAUAUCAGUGUGGUUAUUGUA
This is a messenger RNA of Daucus carota subsp. sativus, 1238 nucleotides long. RefSeq names its product auxin-responsive protein IAA26-like. NCBI's taxonomy places the organism in Eukaryota, Viridiplantae, Streptophyta, Magnoliopsida, Apiales, Apiaceae. The transcript is spliced from 5 exons. Gene Ontology annotation, biological process: regulation of DNA-templated transcription. The record is from RefSeq and is a predicted model, not a curated record. The coding region runs from base 166 to 966 and encodes 266 amino acids. Gene Ontology annotation, molecular function: protein binding. Gene Ontology annotation, cellular component: nucleus.